GAGGGGAACAGAAGUCCACCCUGUGGCAGACCAGCCCCUUCCGCCAGGACUGGCCACUUCUGCCUUUGGCGAAGGUUUCACAACAGCUGUGUGUGAACACAGGCAACGUUGGCUGAGGAUGCUGCAGGGGUACAGGCUGGCAUUCUGAGGCAGCAGCACCCAGAGGACACGGGGGCCCUGCACGCCGCUCCCACGGACAGCCCGACCCAGACAUGGCAGGUGACAAGAGCCCCCAGAGACUGAGCCAGCACACAUAUGGCUCCAUCUCCACCCCACCCAGCCCAAGGCCACAGCAAGCACCCCCUGCAGCCACCUACCUGAGUGAGAAGAUUACCAUUCCAGAGACUGAUCCGGGCCCCUUCAGCCUGCGGAAGCUCUGGGCCUUCACCGGGCCCGGCUUCCUCAUGAGCAUCGCGUUCCUGGACCCGGGAAACAUCGAGUCAGACCUCCAGACGGGCGCUGUGGCCGGAUUUAAACUGCUGUGGGUGCUGCUCUGGGCCACCGUGCUGGGCUUACUGUGCCAGAGACUCGCCGCGCGCCUUGGGGUGGUGACAGGCCGGGACCUGGGCGAGGUCUGCCACCUCUACUACCCAAAGGUGCCCCGCAUCACCCUCUGGCUGACCAUCGAGGUGGCCAUCUUGGGCUCAGACAUGCAGGAGGUCAUCGGCACAGCCAUCGCAAUCAACCUGCUCUCAGCGGGAAGCUCCAGAGGGGCGGGGCCAACCACAUUAACCACGCCCAACAGACAUAGUCACGCCUCCAGUGGGAGGGGCGGGAAAGGCGGCGCUCAUCUCAGGAGGCUCUUUCUUCCAGUAUGUGGUGGCACGUCCUGCUCAGGGAGUGCUUCUUCGGGGUCUGUUUGUGCCGACGUGUUCGGGUUGUGGCUAUUCCGAGCUGCUGCAGGCUGUGGGCAUCGUCGGCGCCAUCAUCAUGCCUCACAAUAUCUACCUCCACUCGGCCCUAGUCAAGUCUCGAGAGAUAGAUCGGACCUGCCGGGCGGACAUCCGAGAGGCCAACAUGUACUUCCUAGUGGAGGCCACCAUCGCCCUGUUUGUGUCCUUCCUCAUCAACCUCUUCGUGGUGGCCGUGUUUGGGCAGGCCUUCUACCAGCAGACCAACCAGGCGGCGGGCUUCCUGAAGCUACAGUGGCCCCGUUUCGCCCGGGUGCUGCUCACCCGUUCCUGCGCCAUCCUGCCCACCGUGCUGGUGGCCAUCUUCCGGGAUCUGAGCGAUUUGUCCAGCCUCAACGACAUCCUCAACGUGCUGCAGAGCCUGCUGCUUCCUUUUGCUGUGCUGCCCAUCCUCACCUUCACCAGUAUGCCCGCCCUCAUGCAGGAGUUCGCCAACGGCCCGCUGAGCAAGGCGGUCACUUCCUUCAUCAUGGCACUGGUGUGUGCUAUCAACCUGUACUUCGUGCUCAGUUACCUGCCCACCAUCCCCCACCCGGCCUACUUCAGCCUCGUGGCGCUGCUGGCUGCAGUCUACCUGGCUCUCUCUGCCUACCUGGUCUGGGCCUGCUGCAUCGCCCACGGAGCCUCCCUGCUGGCCCACGACUCCCACAAGCACUUUCUGUACGGGCUUCCAGAAGAGGAGCUGCCUGGGAAGCUGGCCAGAUGACCCUCCACUCUCCCCACCAACCCAGGGCCUGGCAGCAUGAGUGGAGUGGACUGGUAUUCUGGACGUGGGGACCGCUCUGCUACACACACACACACACACACACACACACACACACACACACACACACACACGUGCGCGCGCACAAGAUGGAACUGAACUUUUUGGUUCUUUUUUUUUGGGGGGGCGGGGUGGUGGUAAGUCAGCCUGGGCUCCCGAGGGACCCACGAGUUCCUUGCUGAGACAAGUGAUUCCCUGGGAGAUGUUGAAUGAGGACAGCGACACCUGGCGGUGGAUUUCAACCACUGCAACGUCCGGCCCUUGAAACUAGCAGAAGGUCCCCCAAGUAUUCAAGGAGCAUUUUAGGACAGCUCGGCCCACCUGGGGUGGUGGAGUUGCCGGCUUCACACCGCAGCUUAACAGAUCCUAACGAAGGCUGGGGAGACAGUGUAAUGGUUCAGCAAAAGGCUUUCAUGCCUGAGGCUCGGAAGUCCCAGGUUCAAUCCCCAGGACCACUAGAAACCAGAGGCAGAGUAGUGCUCUGGUCUCUUUCAUUAAAAUAAAUAGACAUAUUUAAAAAUUCUGGGGGCCGAGUGGUGGCACACCUGGUUAAGUGCACACACUAAAAGUGUGCAAAGACCCGGGUUCAAGCCCCUGGUCCCCACCUGCAGGGGGAAAGCUUUCUAAGUGGUGAAGCACAGCUAUAGUUGUCUCUGUAUCCCUAACUCCCUGCUCUCAAUUUCUCUCUACCCAAUAAUGUAUAAAUAAAAAUAAAACAGACUGAUGAAUGCUGGA
Erinaceus europaeus (western European hedgehog) is the source of this 2409-nucleotide messenger RNA. It is a transcript of the gene SLC11A1, whose product is annotated as solute carrier family 11 member 1. Lineage: Eukaryota; Metazoa; Chordata; Mammalia; Eulipotyphla; Erinaceidae. Gene Ontology annotation, biological process: metal ion transport. The record is from RefSeq and is a predicted model, not a curated record. Bases 213 to 1856 code for a protein of 547 amino acids. Gene Ontology annotation, molecular function: cadmium ion transmembrane transporter activity; iron ion transmembrane transporter activity; manganese ion transmembrane transporter activity. The transcript is spliced from 11 exons. Gene Ontology annotation, cellular component: plasma membrane.